CAUAGCACGUGAUUGAACGAAUCACGUGUCAAUUGAAAGUCAUGAAAAAAGAGGAAAUGAAGACUGGGGAGAAACAUUUGGCAAAUUAAGUUAGCUAACGUUUUAUGUCAGUUAACAUUAAUUACACACUUCUUGCUAAAUGCCUUGUGCAGAUAGUUAGAUUUGAUCUCUGAAGGAAAACAGGAAAGCAAGACAGGAUAAAAAUGCGUGGCUGCCAGCAGUAUAGCUAAGUAAUGAGCAAGCUGUUGAUUACACUACGCUAAUGUUGGAUUUAACUUGACUUUCUGUCCUAUAUCUAUUUAACUAAUCUGAAUGUGGCAUGGAAUACUAAUCGGGUAACCUGCAUUUUCAGUUAGCUACCACAUUGUUGUAACAUCAGGCAGUAAACUGACAUGUUAAAAUGCCUGCCGAAUCUGACACUGGUGGCCACAAUGCUCUGGAGGUUGAACUCCUCCCUAACAACGAGUUUUGUAAAAAUAUUAACGACAUAGUGAAGAUUAAAAUGGCUAAAAGUUGUCCUUUGCUGUGCUGCUUAAAUGGCAACGGCACGUUGACCGUGGCGGACGUUUCAGAGAUCUCUGCCUCCGGAAGAACGAUUGACGGCUCGUACCAAGACUUUGCGUGGGAGGAAGUAACUGUGCAUAAUUCCCUGCGAGGGAGUCCCAGGCUGCUUACAGUCGGGUCUGAAAGUCAACUUUGUGUUUAUGAAAUGGGGACAGAAGCUCUGGCCUUGAGCUCUCCGCCCUGCACAGCAGAGAGCUUUCUGGUGAAGGUGCAGCAGAAGGAGCUGGGAGUGUCCGAGUUGGCUUCCUUGAGGCUGCUGUCCUUCACAGAUGGCAAGUGCUUUGUUCUUCUCAACACCUGCAUUCUGGUGCAGCUGCAAUGGGAGGAGGGGCCCUCCGAGCCAGAGAUCUUGUCCUGCUGUGGCCUUGAUCUCCCCCCUGAUGACCUGGACAAAGCUGCCGAUUACCAGACCUGCAUGGGCACACUCCUCGUGUUGGCUAGCACCGGACACAUCUAUGUCUUUGACAGCGCUGAUGGGAAGCAGCUUGCAGGCGUGGACCUCUGCCCUCUGGCUUCUGACCAGUUGGCUGGGCUGAGUGGGGAUGACAUCACAGCAGCCCUGCCAGCCUUCUGCCUCUUCCAGGUGUCCCAGGACCUCAGCACUGCUGUGGCUGCAACCUCCUCCAACUCUGCACUCGCUGUCAAUCUGAACGAGUAUUUCAGGAGGAACCCUGAGCAUCUGCUCUGCCGUGUGGCCCCGACACGCCCUCCUCUCCAGCCCGACACACCUGCUGACCAGGAUGGGCUCUCUAGUGCAGAACACAGCCGGGCUGUCCUGGGCACCUCCUUCCAUUCGGACCGUUCCUGGGAAGCUCAGUUGUCGUCAAUGUACAACAAGGCCCGAGCUCCGUUGCUGCCUGACCCGGAAACGGCGGCCCCCUGGUUCCGCAACUUCCCUCACCUGGAGUGCCAGCGGGGCGUGGCCGGUGUGAACCCCUCCCAGGGGGCGGCUGCGCUGGGAGGGGCGUCGGUGGCGUUUGAGGUGCCGGAGGGGGCGGUCCCGGCCAUGCUGUCCGUCUCCAGUUUCUCCGUGGUGCUGACCUUCCUGUCUCCUGGGAACGGCGAGGCGGUGGUGGCCUUCUGGGACCUGCAGAGCCAGACUGUCACCUACCACCGUCCCUCCACACCCUGCGCGCCCGUCCAGCGCUGUGCCAACGAGCAGCUCAGUCUGCUUCUCAAAGAGAGCGGCCUGUCUCUGCUCCUCUUCGCCGCGUCCCAGGAGGAGCUGCUCAACAGGCUGAUGGUGUUUGGCAGCGCCGGCACGGUGGACUCCCUCUGCCACCUCAAUGACUGGGGCCGCUGCUCCAUCCCCAUCCACGCCCUGGAGGCCGGGCUCAGAAACCAUCAACUGGAUACUGUCGACUUCUUUCUGAAGAGCAAAGAGAAUAUUCUCCAUCCAUACAGCCUACCUGAGCAGUCUGUUACCAUCACAACCCAGACGCAGUUAAAGAAUGUGCGGGACCUUUGUCCGGCCCUCGAUUUGCUGAGUGCCGCCAUCAGAGACACCCACGCAGAGACCCAGAGCAAGCAGUUCUCCGAGCAGCUGCUCAACAUCACCCUGACCUUCCUCAACACCCAGGUCAAGAAGAUCCUGUCCAACACAGAGGAUCUGGAUGACAGCCUGCAGGAGUGCAUGGACAUUCUGGGCAAGUAUAUCUUUGACCUGCGAGCAUUCAUGAAGAGAUUCCCUUGGGGGCGGACUGUGACUGAUGCCCCGCCUCCUGGCCCUGCCUCCCCGCUCGGGCCUGACGUCUGCCGAGAGGAAGGCUGGAUCCACCUCUCAACUGAAGAGGUGAUUGAACGCGCCGUGAUGACCAAUGAGAUCGCGCGUGCCCAGGCCCACCUGCGGAGCGUCCAGAGCCCGGAGCAGGGGCUGGGGGAGCUGCGGCGGGCGGGGCUGCUGCUGGCCUUCCACUGCCUGACCCGCAGGGACCUGCGCCAGGCCACCGCCCUGCUCAGGAACAUGGGCUUCAAUGUGAAGAAGCAGUUGCACAGCAUAUGCCUCUAUACUGAUGACAGCGACCUGCGGGACUUUGUGGUGGAGGAAUUAUCAAAGCAGAACUACUUACCAGAGGAGGAGGUAAAGAUGGUGGAGUUCAUCAAACGUGUUGGGCGAUUGUGUUCAGAGCCAGCGACGCGGUGCGGAAGCUCUCUCAGCGGCAGGAGAGUCCUGCAGAUGCAGCAGUCUGACCCGCGCUGUGGGGGUCUGCUGGAGUCGCUGCUGAGUGAGGCGGAGCCGCCAUCCCCGCCGGCUCUCUGGAGCUCCGUCAGGCUGGACUGGGUCAGGCACUGGGACCCCAACACCCAGGCCACCAUCCUGCUGUCCCGACUGCAGGACCCGGAGCUGAACUCGUGCGACCCUGCAGUCCUGUGGCUGUACCUCACCUCCCUGCACGACCAGGCGCGGAUCACCCGCUGGAUCGAAAGCCUGCCCCCCCAGGACACCGACCCCACCGCCCCCUCUCUGUGGCCGGUCCUGGCCGCCGCCGUCGUCAAUGACAACACUGCGUGCAGCAGCCAUGCGAGAAACCAGAUCCUGGACAUGCUGGCGAGGAAGGGGGUGUUCGUGGAGGCGGAGCUGUCCGACUUCGAGCAGCUGCUGUGGAGGCUGAGCCAGGCGGGGGGGGUGAUGCAGGCCGCCGUGCCCGUCCCUCACUUCCGCUCGCCUCAGGGCCAAGACUUCCACACCUGCUUCAUCCAGCACUGCCUGGAGCACGAGCUCCGAUACCUGCUCCACGCCUACCUGCGGCACUACCAGCUGACACCCAGAAAUUGCCCAGCUCUGGCUGACAGAAGCUUGUAUGAAAGCCACCCCUGGUUUGAGAUGCUUGUCAGGAUACAGGAGAUUACCAGAAACCUGUCAGACCCUGAGCUGGUGUUCCAGGCCAGCCUGACCAACGCCCAGAUCCUGACUCCGGGCAGUCAGGCCAGCAUCAGCAGCAUGCUGCUGGAGGGCCACAGCCUGCUCGCCCUCUCCACCAUCAUGUUUGCCCCGGGGGGCAUCGACCAGGUGGUGAGUCAGAGGCGUGGAGAGGGCGACCCGCAGUGGAGAGUGGACCUCCAGCUCCUGAAGAUGGCCUUGAGCCCGUACCCCAAACUGAAGUCGGCCCUGUUCCCCCAGAGUUCACCUCGUGGCACCCCUCCCCCCGACACCACGAUCUACCACCUCAUGCAGUCUUUGCAUCCUCUGGAUCCUUCCAGGUUGUUUGGUUGGCAGUCAGCCAACACAUUAGGCCCCACUGACCCAUCGGCAGAGCUGCCUCAUUUCUCCAGCCCUCACCUGGUCAGCAAGUACGCCCUGGUGGAGAGCCUGGACUUCCUGUACUACCUCCGCCACGGACGGCCCUCCUUCGCCUUCGGGACCUUUCUGGUGCAGCAGCUGGCGACUUCCAACAGCCUGGCCUCGCAGCUGCGGCAGGCCGCGGAGCAGGCCUACAGCCUGGGCCUCCUGCACUUCAGCACCCCGUCCGUGGCGGUCGCCUGCGUCUGCUUCUGCGAGCUCCUGGGGGCCAGCAGCCUGAAGCUGCGGGUGGACCUCAACGCCCUGGCCCUCAUCCUCAAGCACUGGAGCCAGAGUGCAGAGGAGGACCGGCAGGCCUCCCUGAGGGACGCUCUAGCUGAUAAGGGCAGUAAGCUUGUGGAGGCGGAGAGGCGGACAGCGGAGGAGUUGCUGGUUCAUUUGGAGGAUGCUGUGAAGGACGCUGUGGAGAAGAAGGACAUUGGCAGGUCCUCCUACGAGGCGGGAAAGGAGUGGGCGUUGGCGGUGCAGUUCUGUCAGCUCCACGACCUGCCCCUGAGCGCGGUGUACCCACGCGACUGCGCUGCCGACGCCCAGUGGCUCCACUUCCUGCUCUUCAUCCAGCUGCACAGCUACCCCCCGCAGCAGGUGCGGUCCCUGGUUUCCCAUUUCAGCCCCACGCUGCAGGCCCACCUCUCGCUGGCCUUCCAGCACCUCCAGCUGCGGUCUCAGUGGGAGCAGGAAGGGGGCCCAGGCUGGCAGCAGACUCUGCCCAGCGAGGAGGCCUCAGACCCCCCCAGGGACCUCUUCCAGGUGCUGCUGCGGAGCCAGGGCCAGACCAGCGCCUGGAGGUACCUGCUGGCUGAAGCCAUGGACCAGCGCUGCCCCACCCUCACCGUGCUGGCCGCUUGCCACCAGGAUGCCGAACUGCUCCAGUGCCUGUGCGUGUGGGUGCUAACAUCUGUGGAUGAUGUCACCGCUGAGGAAGCCUCCGCCCACAUCGGCGAGAGCCUGAGACAGCAUGAUUGGAACCUCCACGACCUGUCAAUCAUCUGGAAGACCCUGCUAAAGAAACGCAAAAUCAGGCCCCUGAUAAGAGGAUUCCAGUUAUUUCAAAGGGACUGCCCUCUGAUCCACAUGUUGCAAAUGUACGAGUUGUGCUACGACUGCAAGAACUACCCAGAAGCCAAGAAGAAAUUGGAGGCGUUCCAGAAGUGUUUGCUGAAUCUGAAGAGCAGCAGCACCCAGUCUCCGGGGGGCGUCCCGGUGCAGUGGGCGGAGUCCCAGGCCUCGGUCCUGCUGCUCGGCGUGCUGCAGCAGUGCGCCACGCAGUACGAGCUGCGCAAGCUGCUGCAGCUGCUGGCAGACGUGGAGCACCUACUCAAGUCCAAUGGUCCCGAUUUUAAGAAGCUGAGCCAACUGAGCCAGAUACUGCAGGACACCCCAGUGCCCCUGAGCCACUGCCUCCUGGAGAGCAGUUCCACCGAGGUCCUGCAGGGGGAGUGCCUGAGCAUGCUGGAGCAGCUGCAGGAGACUGGCCUCUUUGCCCAAGCCAGGCAGGUGGCAGAGUUAGCGGGCCUGCCCAUUGAUGGAGUGGUGAUUAAUGAGCUCCUGCAGGACCUGCGCAGCCUGAAAGCCAAGCGGCAGUGGGAGAGGAAGGAGGCGCGAGUGGCCUUCUGGAGGAGGUGCCACGAGCAGUUCCGGAGCAACGGGAUGGGCGGGGAGGCCGCGUCCCAGUUCUUCCUGUCCCAGGCCCAGCAGUCGGAGCCCGCCCCCCACAGCCCCGCCGCCACGGAGCUCCUGUGCGUCCAGGAGAAGUGCCUCCUGCUGGCCAUGGCGGGACACUGGCUGUCCCAGCUCAGCCCCGCCCCCCUGGCCCAGCUGCAGGACAUGGAGAAGAGGGUGUGGCUGUGCCGCGUGCGCCAGAAGGUCCUCCUCUCCGCCAUGGAGAAGGAGAGCCUGUUCGCCCUCCCCGUCAUGGCUGCGGGGGACAACUCCUUUGAGGAGGCCAUCAAGGAGUUCUCCUUCACCAAGACAGCGGCACUCGACAGCCCCGCCCACAUGAGCCUGGAGGCCCCGCCCCCGGGCGAGGCGGAGGGGGCCGGCGGCGGCGCGGGGGCGGACCCGGCCGAGGAGCGGGCCCUGACCACGCUGGUGGGGCAGCUGCUGGACGAGGGCUGCAUCAACGAGGCCAGCCGCGUGUGCCGCUACUUCUCGCUGCGCCACCGCGACCUGACGCUGGUGCUGUACUGCCGCGCCCUGGCGGCCGGCGAGGUGGCCGUGGCCCAGCUGCAGGCCGAGCUGCAGGGCGUUCUGAGCGCUGCCAGCUCUCCGGACUCAGAGGGGCUCAUAAAGAGGAGCUUUCCCAGCUCGUCUAGUUUUGGCAGUCUUUCCUCCUUCGUGGUAGUGUCCCACCCAGAGGACGAAGUGGUCACCCAGCUGCAGAUGCUGACAGACGAGUGUCACCACGGAAAGAGCUACUGCAAACAGGUCCUGAGCCUGUACGAGCUCUCUAAGGAGCUGAAGUGCGCCUACACAGAGAUCUCUGCAGAGGAGCCGCAGACCGUGCUGUGCAAGGUGCUCCUGUCCCAGCAGCCUGACCGCUACAAGAAGGCCCAGGCCUUCAUCGCCGUGCAGAACCUGCGGCCGGAGGCCGUGGCUGAGAUCGUCUCCAAGGCCGUGGUGCAGGGUCUGCUGGCCGACGCCCAGGACAAAGAGCCUGCAGGGAAGCAGAUCUACUGUCCCUCAGAUGGGAGGGAGGCCUUCCUGCAGCUGGCCAAGCUCUGCGGGGAUCCCAACCUCGUCGGCACCAACCUGCUGGACAACAUCUCCGGAAUUCCCCUUGGGGAGCUGGGCUGCACUGUGGAGCUGUUGAUUCUGGCCCACGACUGCUUCAGCCUCACCUGCAACAUGGAGGGCAUCAUGCGUGUCCUGCAGGCCGCCCGUCACCUCAGCCACACCCACCUGGCCCACAGCGAGCGCUACGGGCUGCUGGUGCGACUCCUCACGGGCAUCGGCAGGUACAACGAAAUGACCUACAUCUUCGACCUGCUGAGCCAGAACCACCGCUUCGAGAUGCUGCUGAGGAAGAAGGUGGAGUCGAACACCAGACUGAAGACGGCCUUACUGGACUACAUAAAGCGCUGCCUGCCAGGAGACAGCGAGAAGCACAACAUGGUGGCGCUGUGCUUCAGCAUGUGCCGCGAGAUCGGGGAGAACCAUGAGGGCGCGGCCCGCACCCAGCUCAAGCUGAUCCAGUCCCAGGCCUGGGCAGUGACACCAGAACUCAGAAACGCGUUGACAAAGGUCCUCACGCUGCUGAAAGAUGCUGCGGAGAGCUAUUCUAAGGACUCGUGCGUGCGCCAGGCCGUGCGCUGCGUGAAGCUGGCCAAGCUGGUCACCCUGCAGCUCCACUUCCUCAACCACGGGCUGGGCCAGCGUGUCAUCAACCUGAGCCCCGCUGAGCUCCUGGACGCCGUGGUGGCCCUCCCCCGCUGCUACCAGGCAUUCAUCAUUGCGGAGGCCUAUGAUUACACCCCUGACUGGGCAGAGGUGCUCUACCAGAAAGUCCUCCUGAAAGGAGAUUUUUCCUACCUGGAGGAGUUCAAGCACCACAGGCAGCUGCAACCCAGCCUGUUUGAGGAAAUAUCCAAAAAAUUUGCACUUUCAAAGCCCCCCACCAGUGCCAGCCAGAAUCUGAAGAAGCUUCUGAAGCACUGUGAGGAUGUCUACACCUACUACAAGCUGGCCUAUGAUCACGAGUUCUUUGACAUUGCCAACAUGCUUCUCCAGGACUCAAAAACUAGCAGUUACUUGAAAGACAAACUCGCCAGCUGAUGUUAUGUGGAACAAACUGAGUGCCACUGGAUGUCUUGUUGUGUAUAAAGUGUAUAAACUUCCUUCUCUAACAUUUAAAAAAAAAAAAAAAAUUUUGAUGAAGAAUUUUGUCAAAUUAUUUGUAUUUUCAACUCAUUGAUACAAAACCUUAAACCUCUGGAAGAAUAUGUUUAAGAUGUAUUCUUUCAGAGUCUGUCAGUUACAUAUAAAUAAUCUAUCUUUAUUAUGUGCAUAAAUUAAAAACAAGGCUAUAGGCAUGCCACGCUUCUAUCCGAUUUCUUUCAUAGCUAACCUGAUCUUAUCUUGUGGUGAUUGCUGCACAUUCAGACAAAUACAUUUUUAGGUCUGA
Messenger RNA from Anguilla anguilla (European eel), 7988 nucleotides. RefSeq names its product SPG11 vesicle trafficking associated, spatacsin (gene spg11). NCBI's taxonomy places the organism in Eukaryota, Metazoa, Chordata, Actinopteri, Anguilliformes, Anguillidae. The record is from RefSeq and is a predicted model, not a curated record. Gene Ontology annotation, cellular component: axon; dendrite; synapse. The coding region runs from base 401 to 7639 and encodes 2412 amino acids. Gene Ontology annotation, biological process: axon extension; axo-dendritic transport; synaptic vesicle transport. The transcript has 40 exons.